Molecule: messenger RNA, 1295 nt
Organism: Dendronephthya gigantea
Lineage: Eukaryota; Metazoa; Cnidaria; Anthozoa; Malacalcyonacea; Nephtheidae
Exons: 2
Coding region: 144-1271 (375 amino acids)
Source: RefSeq, a predicted model, not a curated record
UACACAUCCGUUGGCGAGGAAAGAGUUCGAGCGAUUAAAAUAUUUAAUAUUGGUACCUUUAAAGAAUACUAGACAGGGCUUUCCAGUCAAUAGUCAAGUGGUCAUAUAGCCACACAUUAUAAAGCACAAAUAAGAACUACAAAAUGGCCGAGUGCGAGGAAGAUAAAAAUACAAACAACGAAGUUCAUCCUGAUAUAAAUGACUUUGGGGAAGAUCUGCCACGGUUCCCGCUUGGCAAGAAAAAGGGGGAAAAAUUCGGCUUGGCAUUGGCGAAAAAGAAGCGGAUCAUUGAAAUAGCGCAGAUGCUGCAGGCGAUUGCUGAUUUCGGUGUUGAAGCUGAGCAAGAAAGUCUAGUGGAAGAACAGACAGCUGAGAGGAAGUUAAGGAGACAAGUAUCAGUCAGAACAUACUUUUCAAGCUGUUUAGGAAAAGUUUUCGAGACUUUAGACAUUGUGCUGGUAUGGUUGGAGCAAUCGUCCAAGCAGCUAAAAGACGAGAGAAGUCAGGCCCGUCUUCAAACCGACGAAACAGAUGCGGGAACGGAAGAUUGUGAUGAUAGUCAAACAAAGGCCUUUUGUGACUACAAUGAAAAGAGGGAAGGUGUAUUAAGAGGAUUGUAUCAUAUUACAGGUCUUGGUUCUUUUCCAUGUCGUGUUGGUUUGCUCGAACUUGCAUGCAAGUUCCUUGAUCUGCCAGAGAAUCCGUACGCUGCCAAGCGAGAACAUGUGAAAGAAUGCCUCAGACAAGUUGAAGAACAGAAAGAAGAAGUGUUUGAACUGAUAGAAAAGGCAUGCAAGAUCUUGGAGGAGAUCACCAGAGAUCCCCAAGUCAACCAGAGCAAAGCAGCUGAAUUCAACAGCACCGUGCGCCAGGCAAAUGUCCUUAUUGACUCAUGCAAUGAUUUCUUAUCUCUUGCUGACAAGACCAUCGAUGAACUAAUACAAAUAAUGAGGACGAUGAAAAUCUUCUCUCGUGUUUUGCGUUUUGCUGGCUUCGGAAUAACUUGUUUAGGAUUAUACCAAAUGAGGCCAGCCAACCCUGCCAUGAAAUACUUCACGUUUGCCACAGCAACUGCUGUCGCUGCGGGUUAUGGAUGGUUAUCCUUGUUUCCUAGCAAAGUCUAUGGAUUCCUGGACGAUCUCGAAAAAUUCAAGUUCAAGCACGCACGUCUCACCCUUGAGAUUAACCGCUUAGAUCGAAGACUGAAAAAUGCUGUGAAAGAUUUUGACGAUAAGUCAAAGCAGCAACAAAGUUGGGAAGACAGUAUUUAGAUGAGGUCAUAAGAUCCGCGAAGG